ACAACAACAACAAAAAAAAACACAGUCGUGAAUAAUGAUAUGAGUUACUGAGCUCAUUAGCCUCGUAGUUGAAUUUACAAAUUAGAUUGGGGGAGUGGAUUGAACAUGUCAGCUAACUGAUUGAUUAACUAAUCCACAUAAAUGGUGGCACGUUUGCUCAAGAGAGAAGUGAAGUGCACUUUCAGAAGCCAGUGAUGGAGAAAGAAGCCAUAAUUUCUAAGCUGCACUUGAAGUUUGCAAAGAAGACUUGGAAGGACACUUUUCAGCUCGUCCGAAGAUGCAUGGAGAAAUCCAGAGAUAAAUCCAAACCCUGUAAGCAACUGGUUAGAUGCCUGGAAAGACUCCAGGAAGAGUUUGAUGUGUCCUCUAUGAAUACCAUGAGGUCCCGCCUUGAAAUGAUUGCCAGACAACAACAAAUGGGUUUUCACUUCACUGGGGCCACAUGCUACCUGACUGCUGAUUUAUUCUACCUGGAAGUUUUAUUGCUGCCAUGUGGAGGAGUGGAGGAGGUAAAGGUGGCCCCACAUGGACAGUCCCCUGUUCCCAGUGAGUCUCUUCUUCAGCUGCUGAGGUGCAAAUGUUUCGCUGAUUUCUCUGUGAAGCUGGGAGGCCUCUUCGCCCACUACAGCAUCCCUGGAGACAAUGACAUUAAAUUAAAAUUGUUGGCAUCUCUACAACACCUCGGGAAAGACUUGCAGCAAAUAUCACAGUUUCCAAGGCCACCUGCACACUGUGACCCCAAAAUGGACAUAAUUAACAACGGCAGCAUUGGAUAUCUAAAAGAAGAUGAUCCUUUAACUAUUCAGUUCUAUGUGCCCCCAACGGAUACAAUGAAGACAUCAGAUUCACAAACGACAGAUUUGGAAGCGGCUGUCCAGGCAGCCCAUGUUACCGUAGGCUCCAGCGCCGUGCCUCACCAGCUUCAGAUGGCGUCUUUGGUCCCGCAGCCUCCGCAGCUGGAUCCUCAGGGUCAUCCCAUGUUUGCUCCACUGAGCGAGGUGCCAAAUGAGAUGCUGCCGGCCUGUUUUCUGCUCAGACUGCAGCCAGCAAUACCAGUGAUGUUGUCUUUUGUGAAGAAGCUCAACCAAAUUACUGAUGUGGCUGUACCAGAUGUUGACCUGCAGUGGGCACCCUUACCCAAGCUUCUGAUGGGAGGUUCACUAAGUGCAAACAGCCACUGGGAGAAAUUAGAUGAACAGGAGAGUAUUUUCACAGUGCCUCUUCCUGGUGGUGUGAUGCAUAGUUAUAUUCUCCCUGGAGCUGCCUGGAAUAUGCCUGCUCACGGAGGGAUUGUGGUGGACAGGGUUGCGUUCACCCACCCUGCUCAUGUGUCGGCACUCGUGGAUGUGCUGCGUCACCAGUGUGCCAUUAACACCCUGCUGAGGAGCUGUUUCUCCGUUCGGUGCUCCGGUCCAGGUUUGUUUUGCGAUCUGCAUUUUGAAGUCCGACCAGAGUCUGACAGCAGCUUUUCUGUGACCUUCCAGCAACCCAACGUUGACUCCCUUGCUGUUUUGCUGGUGAACGUGUCGAGUCCUCAUGAGAUUACCUGCACCUUGUUUGGAAGAGGAACAUUUGAUCCCUCCAUAAAUGAAUACAUCUCCACUGUUAUGAAGAGGUGUAUGUCAAUUCCUGUGACAAUGAACACAUUAAACAGCAAGCUCGAGGAGAUCACCUCUGCCCCACUUUCUCCCAGGCGCCCGGCCACCACAGAAGCCGAAAAUGACCACUCGGCUUCCUCGAGUGCAGCUGCGACGGACACCAACCGAGGCUCGGACACGUUCUCUCAGGGUUCAGCGGUGCCAGAGGACAGCUUCGGUGUCUCUGCUUCGGCUUGCUUUGUGCUAUCUGCAGCCACAUCCGAGCUUCCUCCUGAAAUAAACACGAGCCCUCCUGUCAGCCCUCAUCCACUUACUCCUGCGGAAGGUGUUUCCACCUUCGACGAGCAAGAUCUGAUCUGAACCUGUAUGUGAAACCCAAAAAACACUUUUUCAAUCUGUAAAAUAUCAGUUUGUCACCCACCAGAUCAGUACACACAGGGAAGUUGUACUGCAUAACUUGCGUUUUGGCUUAGAGAUGCUGAUUUGUGACUGCACAACGUUGAAUUUGUGAGUGCAUGAUCACAUCCAUCUCCAAGUGUUUCUUACUAUGCAUUCCAGUGUGGCAGAGAUUGCUGGCUGUAAAGGUUUGAGGUUUGGCAUUUGACCUCAGCCAGCCAAGAGCCCAGUUGAUUGGUACCAUGUGAGCCAAUCAAACAUAGCUAAAGUCCGUGAUGCAUUCUUGAUGGCUUGUAAAAAUAAACUAGAGAUCUACGCAUUAAAAAUAAAAAAUAGCUCCUAGGGACGCAUAAAUAACAUCAAGGACACGGCUUGUUUGCAUGCACGGCUCCAAAAUGUAUCAUGUAGCUAUUAACCACUCAGUCACUUUUUCCUUUUAAGAAAAUAAAGUUUUUUGCAAUAAAGACUUUUGGUGUGAAAGUGUGGGAGUGGAAUACCUCUGUGGAGUGGAAAAUCUCUUGAUUAGUGUCGAGCACGG
Messenger RNA from Amphiprion ocellaris (clown anemonefish), 2532 nucleotides. RefSeq lists its product as uncharacterized. The transcript is spliced from 17 exons. The coding region runs from base 195 to 1958 and encodes 587 amino acids. Gene Ontology annotation, biological process: cellular response to thyroid hormone stimulus; regulation of transcription by RNA polymerase II. Gene Ontology annotation, molecular function: nuclear vitamin D receptor binding; nuclear retinoic acid receptor binding; transcription coregulator activity. The record is from RefSeq and is a predicted model, not a curated record. Gene Ontology annotation, cellular component: mediator complex. NCBI's taxonomy places the organism in Eukaryota, Metazoa, Chordata, Actinopteri, Pomacentridae.